AUGUGUUUGUCUUGGAUUUCAACUCAACACAAGAGAUUUGUGACCAAAAUGAACAACUUAGUGUUGUCUGAAAUAUCAUCAUGUCACUCCGGAUAAUUUGAAUAGCUAUAUUCAGGAAGGCUCUCAAUAAAGCGGAUACAAUAAAACACAUUCUUCCCCCAUAAAGUUAGUACAAACUUAAAUUGUGCAAUUCGCUAUCCUGUCUAAAUCUCCUUUUUUGUAGUCCCAUUUUGUUUUGUUGUGUUUCAGGUGACAUCUGUUCAUCAUUGAAGUCGCCUCAAGAUGUCUUGCCUUGUGGUGACGAGAAAACAUCUAAAGAUUCCUGCUUGGCCAUUGGCUGUUGUUGGAAUGAGACCAAGUUAAACAACACACAGGCUUGUCACAGGUGCGUUGUCAUGCUCAGUUUAAUAUAAUCAGUGGCAUAACGGGCGGGUGUUAGGAUGUCCAGUGACGGGGGGCCCCCGAGCUUUGGGGCCCCCGGCAAAACUACCAUAAAAUUUGAUAAUACAUUUCCAGGGAAUUGAAUAACGAAAAACAGAAAAGCAGUUUUUAAAUACAUGAAUUAGUAGUUAGAAACUCGAUCCAAUAACUGUGUUUCCUUUUGGAGUUAGUUGACCAGCAAGUGCUAAAGUGGCACGUGGUUGAAACCCAGCUAUACCGCUGUGCCUACCUCAAACUGAUGAAUUGUAUACAUAAUGUUGUGGUAAACAAUGCUGCAAUAGCCUGCCACCUUCGAAUGCAACUAAGACGUGCAAAGCCAUUUGCAUGGCGAUAAAAUGAAGUAUCUAGUAUUUCGUGCUAGCAGGUGGUUUCACUAAACCAUAUUCAUUGGAAAACACAUGGUGGAUUGGUGGUCAACUUUGCACGUAUUGUGUCUACAGAUAAUACAGUCUAUUAUUUGGUGGCCCAGAGGGAGGGGGCCCAAGAGUGGCCGAUUGACGGGGGACCUCCAGAGGUUGCGUUACGCCACUGGUUAUAAUUGCACAUCAAGGUUAGUAAAAUUGUAAAGUUUGGCUGAAAAGUAUCUAAAAAUAUCGACAUUAUGACCUCGUGAAGUUUGACAAUUUUCAGUAUUUUUGUAUCGCGGUUCUAAUAUAUUUUAUACCUGCUUCCGCCUGAAAUGGGUAUAAGACAGUGGUAUAAAAUUAGAACCGCAAUACAAAAACACUGAAAAUUGUCAAACUUCGCGAGGUCAUAAUAUCGAUAUUUCUAGAUAUUUUUCAGCCAAUUUUACUGAUUUGGAGGUGCUCUUUCCAGCUGUGGCGUUGGAUUUUCUUUUCUUCGCUUUAAUCGAGAAUUUCACGAUCGCUGAAUUUAUCUAUAGCGGGGUCCAAACAAGAAAUUAUAAAAUGAAAAUCUCCGAAAGUUCUAAAUUUCAAACUAACUAGAUCUCACAAGUAGGUUAGUAUAGGUAAUCAUGCGAUGUUGCUGGUACAAUUAGGGAUUAAUAGUACGAGUGAUGUUUGAAAAUUUUGCCAAAAUUGGACGAGUCGCCGAUUACUUGUUUAUUAUUAGCAUGACAAUUGUCAAUGUCAACAACAUACUCUCAUCAAAGACCAGUCCUGCCAAACUUUCGGGAAGCCUCGCAGUGGCUCGGAAGAUCUGCUCCAAUUGGACAAAAGUUUUCUAAAGAACGAAACAAUUCAUUGUUAUAAACACAAAAGCAAUUGUCAAAUGAAGCCAAUGAAAAUCCUUGUUCCGAGACACUGCGACCCUACCCAUACUUUCAACCAAAAUUUCGGGUGCUUUUGUUCGUAUUUUUAUUUAGUGCUUUUGCUUAAAGUUCCUCCAGGGCCAUUUUAUUUGUGCUUAAAUACCUUUCCGCCAUUUUUCUUUGUUUUUUGGAAAAUCAUUAAUUGGACUGCAGUACAAUAUAUGAAAUAAUUGUACUCCUCUCAAUCCUCCCAAUCAGUAUCCAGUAAUUUUGUCAUGCUAAUAAUAAGUAUGGUUAUAAGGGAGAACGAGUUGUGUGGAUUUGAUUCUCAGUUCCUCAGAAUUGUAAAUUUCAUCGGCACUACGGUUUCGCGUUCCAGAGAUCGUGUGGGAUGAAAUUCUUACAUAAAAGCUGUUCUGGCGACUUCUCAACACUGAAGGCCAAUACUUGAAACUUCGAAGAUUACUUCUGUGAUCCAAGACCUAUCUCUGAUAUUUAAUGAUCCAAGAUCUAUCUCUGAUAUUUAAGAUAUGUCUCUUCAAUCCAAACACGGAUAGAAUUAAUACCAGGGUACAUAUCCGCGUCGUAACAAAAUUUAUUAUUAGCAUGACAAAAUUACUGGAUGCUGAUUGGUUGAGAGGAGUACAAUUACUUCAUUAAUUGUCAGUGCAGUACAAUUAAUGAUUUUCCCAAAGCAAACAAAAUGGCGGAAAGGUAUUUUUAAACAAAUGAAAUGGCCCUACGCGAACUUAAAGCAAAAGCACUAAAAGAAAAUACGAACAAAAUACCAACUUUUCGUUGAACGUCUGGCAGGACUGGGCUUUGGCGAGAGAAUAUGAUGUUGACAUCGAGAAUUGUCAUUCUAAUAUGUAAUCAUGCGAUGUUGCUCGUACAAUUAGGGAUUAAUACAGCAUCCGACGCUCGCCUAGAUAUCCACGCUCGAGGGUUUUGGGAGAAACAAAGGUCCGUGUUCUUUGAUGUUAGGGUUUGCCACCCCAACGCGGAUCCUACAAAGACCUGAGCCCUCAACAAAAAUACAGGCAACAUGAAAACGAGAAGAAGAGGAUGUAUGUCCAAAGAGUGAUGGAGAUAGAACACGGAACGCUUACACCAUUAGUAUUUACAACGACUGGAGGCAAGAGUGCAAGAGGUAUCAUAGCAGAUUGGCUGAGCUGAUAGCAGCGAAGAAAGGCGAAGACUACUCUACGCCCAUGUCCUGGAUACGAGCCAAAGUCUCCUUUGCCAUCUUGCGGUCAGCUCUACUUUGUCUCCGAGGGACUAGAGCACCCAGGAGGAUAACCACGAACCUUCAAGAAACGGACUUCGAAGUAGACAAUUCUCGUGCCAAAAUUUAGGCUUAGACUUUUAGCAUAAAUUUUUACUAUAACAUAUAUUUUAACAUACUACAACAAUCUAGACUCACUUCCUUGUAUAUGCUAGUAAAGAAUAUAUUAUGAGAAAUAAAUGGAUUAUUAUAAAAAAAAGGAUUAAUAGCACUCGUCAUGUUUGAAAAUUUUGUCAAAUUGGACUCGCCCCGGCGACUCGUCCAAUUUUGGCACAAUUUCCAAACAUCACUCGUACUAUUAAUCCCUAAUUGUACCCGCCAUCGCAUGACUACCUUUACUAAGCGUAGUGUAGAUGGAUCUCUUCAUUCUUCAUUUCCUAUAACCAGUUUACUGAUUUCAAAAUUUUUUAGAGCAAGGCAACACAAUGGUACCUGUAUCAAAUACCCAGAAGAUGGAAUCUGCUUCAAAUAUCUCAACAUAUCUGUCCCGCAAUAUCGUAAUACGCCAAGAUUUAUCGACUACAGCCUGGGUUUAAACAAAACUAACGAAAUAUUGGCAAUGUUUCAGAAUCUCAUCACGGUAGUGGGAACUAAAGACUUGACUAAAUCAUGUCUACGCAGUGCCAGGACAUUUCUCUGUCAGUAUAUUCUAUCUCCGUGUUUGGAAGAUGGUUCAUUCAUACAGAUAUGUCGCCGUGAAUGCGACAUGUACGAGAGACAGUGUCCUAAGACUUUACAGAAAUUGUUAGGUGCGGCCAUUGUCCAAAUUCAUAGCUCAAAAAUAGAUUUCGCUCACAUUUCACUUCCAGGUGAUUGUCAGAAUCUCGAAUAUGAAGAAGAUUUGGCCAAAGUUGGAAGGCAUUGCCAUUUAACUGGAUUGUUUAGUAAGUAAAUAAGUACCAGGCGGUGGUUUAACAUGUAUUUUAGACUCAACCAAAGCCAUCUUAACAGCCUAUACACAUAUAGGGCUUCAGUAACGCAAUGGUCGCAUCCAACCUCGUUCCCAGGCUCUUUUCUCUGCGCUUACUCGCUUGAUGUUGUAAAACAUGGACUGGACUAUGGAUUGGACUAGACUUGUAAAACAUGGACUUGUAAAACAUCACUGGUAAAUCAUGGCUUUGUAAAACAUGGACUUGUAAAACAUCACUGGUAAAUCAUGGCUUUGUAAAACAUGUCAUCGAUAUUCGAGUGAAUGUCAGAUUAAUUUGACUUAAUUUGAGCACAUUAACCAUGUGUACACACAAUGCAACUACAAAAUAUGUUGUCACCCCCUGGCACCACCUUAUUUUGCCCUUGGAAUUGGACGGACAAAAACGAAACGUAGAUGGACCGAGUCAACACAAUUUAACUUUAUCAUUCUUAAUAUUUAACCCUUUUUGCUUUUGCAUAACUAUGUUAAAUAUUUUUACUAACAAUAUUUUGGCAAGAAAACUUCUUCCAAGGCAUGCAACUUUACAAGUCCAUGUUUUACAAGUCCAUAUAUUACUACAAGUCCAUGAUUUAGGGACCGUUCAUUUUUUAUGGGCAUGGGGCUGGUGGAAUUCGAGGGGGGUCACCAAAAAAUUAAUGACAUUCCCAGGGGGGUUGCCUAAAAAUUUAAAGCAUCAAAGGGGUGGGUCACCUUUAAUAAAUUCAACAUUUAAAAUGUUAUCAUGCCACUAAUAAUGCAUGCCACUAUACAGUAUACGGCUGUUCAGGUCGACUACUAAUUCAAUGAAAACGGGCCCAAAAGAGGUUAAAUGAGACUCUGGAAAAUGCAAUUUCCGACGAUCUAGAGACUUCAAAAUCCCAAAUUUUACCCCAUCGGCGCCAACCAUGGUGGCGCCUCGUGGGAUUCGGGCAUCUCCCAUAACAAAUGUAAACACAUAGAGAGUUGGUCCCGAUAAUCAAUUACCCAUUGAAUCGCAAAAUUAUUAAUAAAUAACUUUUAGUCCAUUUACUUGCAUUGAAGAUUGCGACUAUCGAUUUCGACACUAAAAUUUAAUGUUAAAACGGCACAAUUGCCCAUUCCAUGCCAUUAUACGGCUGGUCCAAAUCUUCUAAUUUAAAUACGGGUCCAGAAGAGGUUAGAUGAGACUCUGGAAAAUGCAAUUUCCGACGAUCUAGAGACUUCAAAAUCCCAAAUUUUCCCCGCUCGGCGCCAACCAUGGUGGCGUCUCAUGGGAUUCGAGCAUCUCCCGUUAACAAAUGUAGACACGAAGAAAGUUGGUCCCGAUAAUCAAUUUACUCAUUGAAUCGCAAAAUUGUCAAUAAAGAUCUUUUAGUCCAUUUACUUGCAUUGAAGAUAGCGACUAUCGAUUUCGACACUAAAAUUUAACGUUAAAACGGCACAAUUGCCGAUUCCAUGCCACUAUACGGCUGUACAAAUCUUCUAAUUCAAUGAAAACGGGUCCAAAAGAGGUAUGGAUGAAACUUUGGGAAAUGAAAUUUCCGACGAUCUAGAGACUUCAAAAUCCCAAAUUUUCCCACUCGGCGCCAACCAUGGUGGCGCCUCGUGGGAUUCGGGCCAUUUUCCAUUAAUUAACAAAUGUAAACACAUAGAAAGUCGGUCCCGAAAAUCAACCCAUUGAAUAGCAAAAUUAUUGUCAAUUUUAUUAAUUUUUCAUGCUACUCUGAAUACAGUCUACAUCGGGUUUAGAACCUGCGAACAUUGCUAUGGGUUCGAAACCCACCGUGAUCAAGCUGAUUUUUCAGCUUGCCCGGUGUGGACUGUGCUCAGAAUAGCUUGAAAAAUUACUAUAACACCUAAGUACAAAAAUGCACCACAACAAAUAUAUUUUAGUCGCAUUCAUUUACUCGCAUUAAAGAUUAGCAGUAUAUAUUUCGAGAAUAUAAUAUUAAAACGGCUAAAUUGCAUUAAAUAUCAUAGUUUGAAUGAAAAUGUAGACGAAUAUGUGUAAUAUUAAAUAAUUACCUUGCAUUUGAUCUCUCUUUUUUUUUGCGUGGAAGAGGGGGGAGGGGGGGGGUUACCAAAAAGAAAAGACUACCCAAGGGGUGGGCCAAAGAAAAGAAAUGAUCUAAUGGUGGGGGUCACGAAAUUUUCGGGUGACCGACUGCAAAAUUCCACCAGCCCCCCCAUGCCCAUAAAAAAAUGAACGGUCCCUUACAAGUCCGAAUUUUACAAGUUCAUCAUUUACAAGUCCAAUCCAGUCCAUGUUUUACAACAUGCCCACAGAGCGCCGUUUCCUUCUGGUUAAUAAUUUCCGUGUUGAACUCAUUACACUAAUGUGAAAAGAGUCAGUCAACGCUCUACCGAAAGCCGCGUGUGCUCUCUCUGGGUGCUCUGGUUUCUUCCCACAGGGAAUGCAGACAGGGUGGGCUAGAAUUAACCUCUAUAACUGGUCCAUAGCUGUGCUCCGCGGUAAAAUGAGAUAUUGAGACACGAGCCACAAUUUAAGGUGGCUGCCUGCAGAAUUGCACUAAGGGAAGCCUGACUCGAUCACGUUUCAGAGUCCUUCACAAUUCAGCUUAGCCCUCAGCUGCAAGUAAAGAUAAUUAGCGCAUUCAAAUAACUUACUUGCUAAAUUGUAUCGCAAUAUUUUGAAACCUUCCAUCAUUUUGUUUUAGAUUAUAGUACAUUAAAUGUCUCGACCAGCUCUACAACCGACAGUCCCCCAAAUGGCAUGGCAGCGAUCAUUGCUCCUGUGAUUGUCGUCAUCACAGUUUUAGCGGUGGCUUUCCUCCUGUACAGACGACGCAAGAACAGAGAAGAACAAGCUAAGUUGGAUUCAGGGACACCAUCGUUGAAAAUACGCGGUCUCAAAUGGUCUAUUAGAGAUCACAUCAAUAAGAUGUCUGCGGAUGACCAGCUAAAGUCUAUGAUGCCAGUCAAUGAUGUGAAGAAGAUCAAACAGUUUCCAGUGGACAGAAUCUCGUAUGAGAAAGAUCUUGGGGAAGGACAAUUUGGACAAGUGUUUCAAGGUAAGAGGAACACUGUGAACGCUGAAAUGUGAUCAAAUCCAAGAUGUACUGGCUGGUUACCACCAUGUCUGACCAUCCCCCUGUAAUCCUUCUCGAGUAAGCUAGAUGCACAGGAAGAUAGAUAAAUAUAAAUCACUGCCAAGGUAGAAAAAACUAGUUUUUUUACCAGUACCCUGCUUUUAUCUGCUACAUCACACGUGCUCAGCAAGAACGCACGCAAAAAAGUCUCGUCUCCAUGCAGGUACCAAGAACAGAAAAUGUUUGUUUGCUUAUUUUGAACGUCCCAAGUUAAAGGACAUUGGAAAUAAAAUUAAGUUUGUCUUAUUUGAAAGAUCUUUCAAAAUGAUAUAUGAAGUCCCGUUUUCCGUAUUUUGCUCAGUUUUCGAAAUAUUUCGACCUGAAAUAGCGCGCAUGUCCGUCAUCUUGGUCUGAUAAUUAAAAUGACGUCACGACUGGGAUAAACCUGUUAAAACUUCUCAAUAUCUAAUUGAAUUCCAUUGAAAUAUUUAAUAAAUUGUUGCCAGGUAAUUGCAAAAUGAAAAGCCUCCAAAAAAUCCACGCCUGUCUACCUGCAAAAUGAUGUGUGGUUGGCAAGAUAAAUUUCCAUGUUUUACCCAGUUGUGCAUAGGUUUGCAUAUCGAAUGCAUAUCCACGAUUGCGGACUGCACGAUCGUUAUUACUAAGCUAUUUCAGGUCGAAAUAUUACGAAAACUGAGCAAGAUACAAAAAACUUGUAAAGCGACUUCUACUUCACCUAUCAUUUUACAAGUUCUUUCAAAUAAGACAAACAAUGUCCUUUAAGAAAGAUUUACUUCGGGUGCCAUCUGUCACCAAUAUGAUUUUUUUGCAUUUUUUAGGUCGUGCAGUAGGUUUAAACGAAGGCGAAGUUGACUCGGACGUCAUAGUGGCGGUAAAAACGUUAAAGAAAGGAUCUUCACCUGAAGCGAAAUCAGAUUUUGACCAAGAAGCUUGUCUCAUGAAUUAUCUUUGUCAUUCAAACAUCGUGCGUCUUCUUGCGGUCUCCGCCAUGGAGGAGCCAUACUGUAUGAUCUUCGAGUUCAUGAGCAAUGGAGAUCUCAGCAAAUAUCUAAGAAAUUCGCAACCGUUGAAAGAUGAUGAACCAAUCGAUGAUAAUAAAAGUAAUACGAUGUUUGCCUCGAAAUCUUUUCAGUGUCCUCCAAGGGAAUGCAAAUCCCGUAUUUCCCUCAUUACGCAUGCAACGGGCAAAAUUACUCCAUGUUCUCUAAAUUUACCCGGGAAAAUUAGUUGAAGACAAAGAUUUUUUGUCUACUACUUUCCCUCAUUAACCAUGCAGGGGCGAGUUAGUACUAAAUUUCCCGCUUGCAUAUCUAUAUUAGUCAAAAGGCGGUCAAGCAACACGGACAACAACAUAUUUACUCAUAUACAGGGUGUAUAAAAAAAAGUAUACAGUUGGGAAAAGGUCACUUAAAUCAUAUGGGCGCGAAAUCUUUCAGUAAACCUAAGUACUUUAACGUUCUCUGAUACAUCUAGCAUUAAAAUUAUUUGGGAGAAAAUCCAGGUUUUGAAGAUAUCGUGUUGGUUUACGAGUGCACAAAUUUUCUUGAAACUUUGAUAGCUUGUGCAAAACAGUCCAUAUUUUGAUGCUGUGUGAUUAACUUUUGUUUCCGAUGAAUAAUUUUUGUGCGCAAGGCCUUUUUGGGAGGGUUUUUUGUAAAAGUUCUCCCACUCUAAAAAAGCUAGCAUUUCAAAUAAUUUUAAUGCUAGAUGUACCAGAGAACGUUAAAGUACUUGGGUUUACUGAAAGUUUUCGAAAAUUUCGCGCGUGUCUGACUUUAGUGAAUUUUUUCCAACUGUAUACUUUUUUUGAUACACCCUGUAUAGACGUGAGACGUCCUCCUAAAAGUUUUUCUCGCCCUCAAACUUUCACAAAUCUUCCCUAGGAAGCGGACAUCAGUGUAAUCGCCAAUUUACAUCAAACCAUGUUACUUGUAAUAAGUUGAUUAUAGGCUUUCUCUAAGACCUAUAAAUGUUGCCGUAACUAUGGACAGGGCCGUACGCAGGAAUUUUUCACCAGGGGGGCAGUAAGGCCUAUAUGCCAAAAAAAGUCCCAAAUAUCCAAAGAAUAAUUAAUAAUGACAUUCUAAAAAUCGUAAAUAUAGUUUUCUACUCGGGGAACUACAGCCUGACUAUGGACCAUAUAAGUGGGAGUGUGCUUGUUAUCCUUACUUGAAGCUGAGAGCUUGAAUUACGAAGGACGACAGCUCAACAUGACCACGUUAAUGAAUUCAUCCAAAAUGGCGGACAUCUCAUUGCUUUCAGUCAAAAUAUUUCAAAAACUAAGCAAGAUAUGAAAAAUCAGUAAAAUAGUUUUAAAUAUGAUUUUAAAUGCUCUUUCAAAUGAGUCAAUUUCUGUUAAUAUGAGUUUUCAUUUUCGUUACCCUUUAAUUAAAAUCCCAACCCAGUCGGUCAUGUUGUCAAUAUUGCCCGUGGGAGGAAACCAGACCACCCUGGGAAAACCCACGACGGCAUGACUUUCGUUAAAGCGUUGGCUGACCCAGUACAGAAGCGUUGGCUGACCCAGUACAGAUAUUUUAAAAACUGUCAUGAAUUUGGAGAAAAAACAAACCAUCAGUCAGAGUUGAAAAGUGUACUGAAGCCCAACUUUAGUAAAACAAGUAAAAUAAAUACUAUGACGACACUAAUUAUUGAACUGCAUUUCACUAUUUCAUGUCACUAUUUCAUUUCAUGUCACUAUUUCAUUUCAUGUCCACGAUAUGCAGUUAUAAAAUACAGUUUUCUGAGCAGUCAGAGAACUGUAUUAUUUACUUGUGCUGUGCAACUGCAUGUUGGGAAGCGUUUGGUCAGACAGUAGUGAGUAUGGAAAGGUUCAACUUUGUUUACACGGCUCUGGAGAAGUAAGAUUACAGAUAAUUAUAAAUCGAAGAUUUUUCGCCGCUGUUCAAAGUAUACAGUCGAUACGAAUCGUUUCUCCAUACCAAACGUUUGACCAAAUGCAUAUAUUCUCAUCUUUAUUUCUGUGUGUGUCCGCAAGUGAGAGCCCAAGAUAAGCAAAAUGCUUUUGACUCAAACUUGCAAUUUUGUUGUAAAUAUCCUUUUCCUUUUAAGUUCUUUGUAUGUUUGCAUGGUGAUAAAAUAUAAUAGGUUUUGUUUGUGGAAACACCACGUAAAUAUGUACUAAAUAUGUACUAUGCAGUAAUAAAUUUACGUGGUGUUUCCACAAACAAAACCUUUUCCUUUUGUUGUUAUUAAAUAAUUAGGUUUAUAUCAACUGCAUUUUCUAGACAAGCUAUCACAAACCACAUUGAUUCACAUGUGUAUUGAUAUCGCGAGAGGACUGGAAUAUUUAGCAAGUUAUCGUCUCAUACACAGAGAUAUUGCAGCAAGGAACUGCUUGGUUGCAGAUGAUUUGACCAUCAAGAUAGCAGACUUUGGAAUGUCGAGAGAUAUUUAUUCCAAAAGUUAUUAUCAAGUAAGUGGAUUUUUAUAGUGGAUUUUGUAUUAUUUCUUGUCUACAGUAUGUUCAUUGUGUAAUAAAUUUUGUAUUUUUCUGCAAUAACGAACACUGAUGAGAGUUUCAAACAAAAGAGUGUGUAAUUAGUCAUUUAAACCCUCUUUACUCAAGGGAUGAUAUCGUCGUGAUAGUGCUAUAUUUUCUUUUUCUUUGCUAAUUAAUUGGGCCACCUGUACGGAUAUUUAUAGUAGGAGGCAAGCACUUUUGAACCUCUAGCUAAGUACAUACUAUAUGCUUUGUAAAACCACGAAGUGAAAAAAAAAAAAUGUUGUUGCUUGCAAUAUUGCAACAUUUAUUUGAGAGUACCAGGUGAUUCUUUUUUCUGAAACUCUAAUUUCUUUUUUGUCCAUUAUUCUUUUUCGAGUUCAAUUAUCAAGGACACUACAAGAAGUUAAUAAUAAUAAUAAUGGAUGUUUAUUGAAUCUCUCUUGCAGUAUAUUUACGCUGAAUUAACGAGUCCAAAGUAUUACUAUAAAACUAUAUUUACAUAAUUAUAUAUAUACAACUGUUAUAGAACUAUGUAUAAACAUUAAAAAUAUUUAAAAGUAAAAAAUUGUUCAGAUCUUAAGGUUCUGCAGUAGUUGUGUUCUUUAGUUGUAAAUAGCCUGAGGACGGGCCGUAGUGAAACUACUCGAAACGUAGCAAAAAUAAAAUAUUUUAAAAAUUCUUGUAGUAUCCUUGAUGACUGAACUCGAACAAGAAUAAUGAAGUACCAGGUGAACCAAAAUAUUUACUAAUUAUACUAGAGAAUUAACUUUAAAUUUACCAUUGUAGAUCGGAAGAGACACAUUUCUGCCAGUUCGUUGGCUUUCACCGGAAGCAAUAUUGUUCGGUAGAUAUACAGUUGAAACAGAUGUUUAUUCUUAUGGUGUAUUACUCUGGGAGGUAUUCACCUUCAGCAUGCAGCCAUAUUAUGGUUACACCAAUAAAGAAGUGCUGAAACUUAUUACCAAGGUUAGCAGAAUCUAUACUGUAGUUAACAAAGAACAAGUGCCUUAUUCGUACUUUAGAGGUAAUAUUUAGCGAGACUUUAAUUUCGCGAUUUUUUAGCAAAAAUAAAAAAGUGGAUUCAAUUUCGCGAAAGGAACUGAAACAUUUUAUUUAAAAAAAUGAACAUGUUUUACAAUACAACUAUAAACAAUAACAAUAAAAUGUCUAUAUACAGUACAAUAAAAAGGAGAGAAAUGCACAAUAGGCAGCAGGAUAUGUUGCUGAAACAGUUGAAGCAGGUUCUUUUCAUUUUAAACUCGUUUACACUAUAGAGUUUUUGACUUUUUUGCAUGAAAUAAAAUUGUUGUACAAAUGUUGUUGAUUUUUCUUUCGUCGCUAUAUAACAAAACACUUAAUGUCUGUUCCCUCGGGAAAUAGUCAGUUUCCCCUCGAAUCUCAAUGUUUCCCUCGACUACGUCUCGGGAAACAUUGAGACUCUCGGGGAAAACAAAACUAUUUCCCUCGGGAACCGACAUUAAGUGUAUAAUGUAUAAUAUAUUCAAAGUGUAUUCUCGUUCGUAAUAGACCUUUCCCCUUAUAACCAAAAUUUUGAUCUAGGCAAGUUUAGACAACUAUUAUAUCACAUCUUAUAUCACAUCUUGAAAGAGCAUCAUAAAAUUAGUAAUAUUCCAAAGUUUCGUUGCGAAAUGUUGUAAAAUGCGGAUAAUAUAGCCUUGCGAAAUUUGCAAUUUUCAGUCAUUUUGUAUUACAAAUGGGAAAUUGACAUCCCAACACCCGAAUCGGAUGUCAAUUUCCCGUUUGUAAUACAAAAUGACUGAAAAUUGCAAAUUUCGCAAAUCCAUAUUAUCCAACAUUUCGCAACGAAACUUCGGAAUAUUAUUAAUUUUGUGAUGCUCUUUCAAGCUGUGGUGAAAUAUUUGUCUAGAUCGAAAUUUUAGUUAUAAGGGGAAAGGUCCAUUGGGCAAAAAGUUUGCAAAACGCGUCGGAUAAUUCUCGGUAUUGAAGCCGUCGCGUUAUUUCAACUGCUAUACGCUAUCAACGUGCAACUACUUUUUUGGCCCGAAGUUCGGUCCAAAAAAGUAUAUUUGCACGCUGUGGUUACGAAGCCCCAGCGCGGUCAUUGUUUGCCAUAAAAAGUGCGCGAAAAUUCCAUAUUUUUAAAAGCGUAAACAAAAUGGUUUUGCUUUCUUUCUAGCUUUUGAAUAUAUAAUAAAACAAUUAUUGAAUACGGUUUUCGUAUGAUAUCGAGAAUUAUCAAGGCCUUGGUUUGAGUUAUCCACCUCAGCCUUCGGUGGAUAACUCAAACCUUGUCCUUAAAUUCUCGAUACCAAAGUCAACCUCAUUCAAUAGUUACAAGAGUGUGUUGUGCACUGUUUUCGCCAUGUUCCCGGUUUGGUCUAUAAAAUUGUAUAUAUAUCAACCUCGACAAAUUCCACCACCUUAGUAUAAAAACUCAUUCAAUAAUUGUUUAAUAUUGUAUUUUCCCCCAGAGUAUUCAUUUGGCCAAGCCAGAGUUUUGUCCAAAUUUUGUGUACCAGAUCAUGAAGAAGUGUUGGUCUGAGGACCCAGAAUUACGACCUCACUACGACAAAAUUAUCGACGCUUUGAAUGGAGCUAAAUCAAUAAACGACACGCCUAAAUCACGUGAACAACCUGAGAGUGAGAUGCAGCCGGAGUAUCAGAAUUUUAUCUCACUUGGUAACAACGGUUAGUAACUGUAUUUAUAAUAUAACAUUUAUAGUACGCGCGCGCUGAUUGGUCGAGAACUCAUGCUUCUAUUUAACAAUUAGUCGCCGAAGGCUAGUCACUGAGCCAAAAUUGUUUUAUUAGUAAUUUUUGAAGAGGAAACAUACACAGAAAGUUAUGAGGACAGUUGAAAAGGCUACAAGACAAAAUUAAGCGCUUUUAUAUAAAAACAUGCCGGCAAAAGCAACACUCGCUACGAGUGUCAAAACAUCAAAGCAGAAAAAAACAGUUUCGUGAGAAAAAUACUUUGAAGAUGCACAACAAAAGAGAAUGGUUUUAAAAAUAUAUCACAGCUAGCUUUUUGCUGAAUAUAUCAUCCUUCAAUUUAGCGGCAUUAUUAUAUAAUUCUAUUUCAAGCUUUAAAUCAGGCUCAAAAAACGAUUUUUGUUUUGAAUUCAGCAACUCGCGAAGACGCCAUUUUGAAAAAAAGUUAUAGUCAUUGACCAGUCAGUGACCAUCAGUUUUUACAAGCUCAUUUUUGACCAAUCAGAAUGCAGGAAAAAUUAUAGUCACCUCAAAAUUUCUACUAAAACUGUAUAGAAACACGGAAAGUUUCCCGCCAAAACUUAAAAUCGUGAACAAAACAAUGCAAAAUCGUGAACAAAACAAAAAAAUUUUCAACCAAAGUCGGGUUUUUGAAGUAAAAUUGAUGAGAAAAGGUCAGCGUGCGUACGUAAUGAGAAUUUAUAAAUUAAUCGAGUUUAAAAAUGUCUCUUGAAUUAUAUUCAUCAUUCGCUUCUGUUUGAUGUUUCGAUGUUUCAGCUUUUGUUGUGUCAUGUUGUUCGUUGUAUUGUGAUAUAUUGUACAAUGCGCACGUGUCCAUUGUUAUGAGAGAGAUGCCUUGCAUGGGUCACUCCAUUUUUCCCUUCAGGGCCAUUUGUCUGUAUUUAUAUUGUGGUUCCAAUAAAGUUGUUAAAUUAAAAUUAAAUAUGAAAUAAAAAACAUAUUUCUGAUUCUACUAAAACAAUAAGAUUACUCGCUCUCAAUUUCUAUGACAUGAUAGUUGAUACGGGCUUCGCCCUUAUCAACUAUCACCUCAUAGAAAUCUCGAGCUCGUAAUCUAAUUGUUAGAUAGAAUCAUUUGUGGUAGAGUUGGGAGAACUCGAAAUAACGUCAAAAACUUGCCCUACAGUAUAUACGGGAUCGUUUUCUCCCAACGGAAAAUGUUUUCGGCUAUUUCUUAAAUAUAGCAAGAGUCUAGCAUCGAUAGCAGAGAUUUUAGGGCUAGGGUUAAUUUUAGGCUUAGAGGUAGGAUUAGGGUUUGCUAUAUUAGGUGUCUGGGGUGAUCACCCCGUUCACAUGCGACGUUCUAAAUUUUAGAACUCUCGCUAUAUGCGAUUUCUAACAUGCGGAACGGUUGACCGGGUAGCCGAUUCGGCGUUACGCGCCUCACUGGCUAUCAGCUCAUAUUCGACUCGAGUUCGUAUAGAAUAACUGUUAAAUAGCCGAACAAUAAUUCUGUUGUGAACCAUUUUUUCCCCUUAGCAUUUGACGCAAAGUCCAGUGGAAGGAAUGACACCCACGAAUAUCCGUUAAUUAAAUCUGCACAACCGUCAAAUCAACCUGAAGCUCUCAAGAAAGAAGGAUCAUCAAGCAGCAGUCAAGGAGGUGUUAACUCUGGAUUGGAUUUUGACUCUGAACAAGUUGACGUUGUGGAAAGAAGACCAAGCAAUCAAUCGGACACUUUGAACAAAUAA
This is a messenger RNA of Paramuricea clavata, 14768 nucleotides long. NCBI's taxonomy places the organism in Eukaryota, Metazoa, Cnidaria, Anthozoa, Malacalcyonacea, Plexauridae. The record is from the annotation of a GenBank genome assembly.